Fopius arisanus is the source of this 10489-nucleotide messenger RNA. It is a transcript of the gene apolpp, whose product is annotated as apolipophorin. Gene Ontology annotation, molecular function: lipid carrier activity. The record is from RefSeq and is a predicted model, not a curated record. The coding region runs from base 145 to 10338 and encodes 3397 amino acids. Gene Ontology annotation, biological process: lipid transport. Lineage: Eukaryota; Metazoa; Arthropoda; Insecta; Hymenoptera; Braconidae. The transcript is spliced from 7 exons.
ACGAAAAGCUAAACGUUGUUGUAUUCACAGUAACCGUGGUAUUGACAACAAUUCCAUUAUUGUGAGUUUGAAUACACAGUGCCAUAACUUGUCUCAGACAAGAAAACAUACAAAGGGAAAAGUAAUAUCAAUAAGACAAACGCCAUGGGACAACUUCCGCGGCUUUUGUCUGCGGGUGUCAUCGGUGCCGCUGUUACAUUUUUAUUACUACUCAUACCAGUUUCUGCCAAUACUUGCAUGAUUGGAUGUCAUGGAUUACGAGCUGGCAAAGGACAUGUCGAGGGUACUGUUUAUUCGUAUGCAUUUGAAGGAACAUCUACAACAGCUGUGAGCGAAGCACAAGGUGCAUCAACUGUUCAGCUCAGUGCGACUGUUGAACUCUCGGUUAAACCGGAUUGCAUUCGUCAAGUGAAAUUGAAAAAUCUUCUUGUCAAUGGAAGUCCCGCAAGUCAGAAGGAUGUGGAGCAACAUGCUCUUCAAUUCAAUUACCACGAGGGACAUAUCGAUACAAGUGUAUGCUCUGAGCCCCAAGACUCUCAAGUAUCUCUCAACAUCAAGAGAGCUAUCGUAUCGCUCUUCCAGACUUCAGUCAUGCAAGACAGCGGAGUUACAAUGCACCGAGAGACCGAUGUAUUUGGCAAUUGCGAGACUAGUUUUGAAUUUCGUAAGGAAGGUGAAAAGCUCACUGUACGUAAAAGAAAAAAUUUGUCGAGCUGCUCCCACCGCGAGCAUCUCCGCCACGGACUCUUUUACUCCACACAUGAUCAUUCAUCUGACAUCCAAACAUCACCAGUUCUCGAUUCACAACAGGAGAUUGAACAGAUUUAUGAUAAGGGCGUCCUCAACAGCGUGAAAUCAACAGAGACUUAUGUCUACAAACCCUUCACUAAUGGCGAUGCAGGAGCAAAAACUAUUAUCGAAUCGAAAUUGAGUCUGAAAUCGACUUCCGCUGAUGGCCAAUCGACAGCACCAGUGUCAGUACCAAAGUCCCUGGUAUUUGAAGCACCUCAUCCUGUGGUCGAGUCGUCGCCAGAUGCUAUCCUAAAAUCAUUGAAAUCCCUGAAGGAGUCAUCAAAACCCGAGGAAAUAAAGAGCGGAGCUGCUGAAAAAUUCGGUGAUCUCAUCAAAGUCCUGCGUAAAAGCAACAAAAAUGAUAUUCUCGCUGUUUACCAGAGGGUGAAAGCGGGAGGAAGUGGAUUUGAUAAAAAUUAUGAUAGAAAAAUUUUAUUGGAUGCUCUUUAUAGGACUGGCACUGGAGAAGCUGCUGAAGUAGCUGUUGAGCUUAUCAAGAAGAGAGAACUCAGUAAUGAACAGAAAUUGGGCUAUUUAGCGAGUCUCUCGCUGGUUGAUCAUGUCAAUUUACCAGCAGUGACAGCUGUUGUCUCAUUACUAGAUGACAAGGACAUGCCACGUAUUGGUUAUCUCGGUAUCGGUAAUGUAAUCGGUAAAUAUUGCCGGGAUCACGAGUGUGAGAAUGUUCCUGAGGUGAAAGCAGCGCUUGAAAAAAUAUCAUCUAAAAUUCACAAUGGCAAGCCAGAGAAUCGUAAAAGUGAGAAUGAAAUAAUCGCGGCAUUCAAGGCACUGGGGAAUGCUAAAUACCUGGAUGACCAGACUAUUGAUAAAAUGGUAAAAAUAGUUAAAGAUAAGGGGAUUCCCAAUCGAGUACGAGUCGCAGCUAUUGAAGCUCUACCUGCUAAAUGCACCAUGAAGUGGAAGACUCCUCUGCUUGAUGUAUUUGGAGAUCGUGAGGAGGACAGUGAAAUUCGAUUGAAAAUCUACUUGAGUCUUGUCGCUUGUCCCUGUGCACCUGUUGCCAAUGCCAUCAAGGAUGUCCUUGAUAAGGAGACUGUCAAUCAGGUUGGAUCAUUCAUCACAACUCAUUUGAAAAAUUUAAGAGCAAGCACCGAUCCAAGCAAAGCUAAUGCCAAAAAAUAUUUCGAAGAAAUCAGACCACGCAAGAAGUUCCCUAUUGAUUUCCGCAAAUUCUCAUUCAACAAUGAGUUAUCUUACAAGAUUGAUAAAUUGGGAGUUGGAUCGACACUCGAGCAAAAUGUUAUUUACAGCCAAAAGAGUUGGAUACCACGUUCCACGAGUCUGAAUCUCACGAGUGAAAUUUUUGGACGUUCAUUCAAUUUCCUGGAGAUUGACACGCGCGUGGAGAAUUUGGACAGAUUGAUUGAGCAUUAUUUUGGGCCAAAGGGUGUUAUCAAACGUUCGGACAUCAAUGAUUUAAUAAAUGAUGGGAAAACUACAUUCUCAGAUGUGUACGGUCGCGUUAAAGAACGCCUAGAUAAACUGGGACGUGGACGUCGUGCUGCAUUAAAUUACGGCGACAUCGAGAAAUUCACAAAAAAUAUUGAAUCAAAUGACGACAACGAGCUGGAUGACAACCUGGACAUCGACAUAUCAAUAAAAAUGUUCGGUUUAGAGCUGGCAUUCCUCGAUCUCAGAGACACGAACAUUGAAAACGAAAAAUCAACGUCAACAGUCGAUAAAAUAUUCAGGAACAUCAACGAGGCAUUGAAUCACGCCAAAAAUUUCGACUACAGCGUAUCGAAGCACUUGAACUUCAUGGACAUUGAUCUCAUCUAUCCAACAGGUCUAGGAUUUCCAUUGUCCGUUGGAAUUGAAGGGAAUAGUGUAACCAAUAUAAAAAGCAAUGGUAAAAUCGAUGUGCAGUCAAUAAUGAAAGACCCAAAGAAUGCUGUCAUCAAGAUUGGAUUGGAACCUAGUGCCAGUAUUACGAUAGCUGCCAGUCUCACGAUUGACACAUUUGGCAUUGAAAAUGGAUUGAAAGUCAUUGGUGAGAUCCACACAUCGACAGGCAGCGAUCUGUCACUGAAAAUGCUGGAUGGCAAUGGAUUUGAUGUCAGCUUUGGAGUACCCAAGAGAAAGCAAGAAAUCAUAAGUGUAUCCAGUCAAGUAAUCCUAAUCGAUAAAAAUGGAUUGAAAACACCGGUAAAGUUCUCCAAAGGCAAAGAACACUCUGACUGCUUCGAUCAAUUUUCAACAAUCCUCGGUUUAACAAUAUGUGGACACUUUGCUUAUCCUUAUGAAUCCAUCGGAUCCAUUGAGAAACGACCUUUCUUCCCGGUAAGUGGACCGGCUAAAUUUGCAUUGAGUGUGGAAAAUAAUGAUGCCACUUCUUAUCGCAUUCGAGCAUUCUACGACAAAUCAAAGGACAACUACCGAUCAGUAGAAGUUCUUUUUGAAACGCCAAACAGUCGGAACAACAGAAAAGUUUUGCUACGCGUUGAGGGAUCUAAUGAACCAUCCAAGAAAUACGUUAGGGCUAUUUUUGAUUCGCCAUUCAAACAUGCUGAUGGUAAAUUAGCUCUGGAAAAUAGUGACAAGGCGAAGACACUGACGCUAACACUCAAGCAUGAUAAUGAUGAUUAUUAUGGAUCAGUUGGGAUUGUUGCUAAUGGAAAUAAGUACAAACCGAUUUUGGAGUAUAAAGUACCGGAUCAUAUCGAGAAGUUGGCGGGGGGAAAGGGUGGAGCAGUGGCGGCUUAUAAACUUGAUGGUGAUAUCACGGUUAAUGAAGACAGUCAAGGGAAGAAAUACGUCUUUGAAGAUGUCACUUUGUUUGCACAUGAUAAAAAAUUGGCUAGUCUGGAUGGAUCGGUGCUGACAGGACCACGUGCUCUCGUCGUGGAUGCGAAGAUGUCCCAUAAAGAGGAGAAUGUUCACCUGAAAUUCGAUGGAAGAAUUAACGAUCUUGGAUUUGAUGUCAAUAUGGCUCUCGUACCAUCGAAAAAUCCUCACGUCGGAUUCCAACUGGUCUGGCACUAUCAGGUGAAGAAUGAAGAGAUGGAUCACAGUUUUGUAUUCACUUAUGGCCGUGAUCUGCAGUCUAAGAUAAAUCGUGUCAGUUUGAUUGAACAUCGGUCGUUCAAGAAAAAUGAUCGGCAGGAUCCUCAAUCGUUUUCACCACUCGCUCGAUUGAAAUGCAAAUCAGAAAUUACAUGGCCAGCUGAAAAUUUCAAUGUCAAACUCGAGACUGAUCUCUCGCCUCAAAAUUUCGAGACCGAGAUGGAUUUCCAGUAUGGAAAAUUCAAACUAGGGACUGACAUCGAAAUUAAAAUUGAUGAAGCCUCUCCCAGUAAUUGGGAAAUUGAACUUAGCGCGUAUCUUAUUGAGAGUAAAUUGGCAUUGAGUGCUAAGCAUCAGAAACUUUCGGAUAAUAAGAGAAAAUUCGAGGGCAAAUUGGAAAUACCUGGGGGUAAAUACGAGGCGGAUGUAUCGACUCUCUAUCAAGUUGAGGGGCACAAUGCUAAUAUCGGACUCGAGAGUGAAUUCAAAUUCAAUGGUAAAAAGAUGGAAGUGAAUUACGGCUUCGAGAUGAAUCCACAGAAACUCAAUAGCCAUGCACUCGUCAGUUUCGAUAACGCAAAAUAUUUGGAUUUCCUCCUGAAAGGAACACGAGGCGCAAGUCCACACGGUGAAUUCAAUCUCCUCGUGAAGAAGAUAAUAAUAAUCGCGGGUCAAUUCACGUAUCAAAACGGCAAAGGUACGAGUACUCUGAACAUCGAGCUACCAAGAUUCGAGAGGAAAAUAAAAAGUACUGGAUCAUUAACGAUCACUGGAACACGUCACAUCGCCAAUAUCGAAGUUCUUCUGGAUGCUGAAAAGGAUCCCAACAAACGCAUCAAAAUCUCAACAGAUUCGGACUUGUCUAAGACUAAAAUCGAUACCAAGAACGUUAUCGAAAUUUUAUCCUACAAACUGGAGAUCAACGGAGUAGGGAAGCUGACGGAGAAACAGGAAAAUUCUCGUGAUUUCGAAGGAAAAGUUGAUCUUCUUCUGCCAAACGGCCGAUACUUCAUCGCAACAGGUAAAGGAUCAGCGAAUCGUGCAGCCGAUAAAUCCGAAAUAAGCGCCAAAUACGAACUGCUAGAUCAUGAGAACAAAGGCGGACCAUCACGAAAAAUAAGUUAUGAAUACGAUUUGGUGAUGAGUCAGCCCGAGCAUGAUGAUGUUGAUUCAAAGCAGAAGAUCUCACUUGUUAAUUACGACAACAAGAAUUUAAUCUUGGCUUUCGGUACUAAAUACGCUGGACUUUCUCAUUCAACUGGAGCAAAGAGAGUUGAUGUCUUUGGUACUGCAUCGGGAAGUUAUUUGCCACGAGAAUUUAAACUCAGUUUCACCAGUGAUAAUGAGGCUAAACAAAAGGGAUCAUGGAAAUUGGAUUCGUCUCUCGGUGAUGAUUUGUCUGUGAAAGCUGGAGGUAAUUAUUUCCAUGGUUGUGAUGAGGGUAAACCGAGCAACGGCGACGUAAGUCUGGCAUUGGUAUUGCCAAAUGAAAAACUUCGGAAUCUGAAAUACGAAGGUAAAAGCAGUUUGUUAUUGCCCCAUGAUGGCAGCGAUGAAUUUUCGUACUCAACUGUUCAGAGUGUUACUUACAAUGAUGAUAAGACAGUCAGUGGAAAAUUGAACCUUCAGUCCAGUGGAUUCCAAUCUGGACCGAUCAGGCAGGGCAAAGGUGGACUGGAACUUGUUGUCCUUCAAAAUCCAGCGCUCAUCAUCAGUGCAGACAUCAAACACGACUCCACUGGAGAACUGAAAAAAGCAGAUGGAUCCCUGAAUGUUGAUUAUGGUAAUAAAAAAAUUGCUCUAAAUCUCGAUGCUACGUAUAAAUUAGAUCUGAGUCAUCUGGGAAUGAAUGUCAAAGCUAAGACCCCAACGGAAAAAUUGCGCGACGUUGAAAUCGGUUUUGAGCGAAAUGUUGAUAAAAAUAAUCAUGGAGCAGCGAAAUACAAUGUACACAUGAUUACAGACGGAAAGAAAUACGACGUGACCAGUGAAUUUGCUAUUAGUAAAAAUGGUAAUAAUUUCAAUUUGAUAUUGACAUGCCCCGAUGGCAAGACUGAAAUUUCCUCGAUCGUGAAUAUUCUUGGUGAUAAUGAAUACAAAGGGGAAUGGAAAAUAAAAUCGCCAAAAGGUUUUGUCGUUGCUGAUGGCCAUCUGAAGCUGGAAAAUAUCGACGAUUUCACUCUCAAAUUGAAUUUCGACAGUGACAAAAUUAAAGAGCGAAAAAUCCACGCGGAAAUAACAUCGAAUCCAGCAGUGAAGACCGGUAAGAAAAUCGUUAUCACAGUGACGAGUGAUGGGAAGAAUAUCAUAACAGGAAGUACGAAUUACAACAAACGGGAUGAAGGGGGUAAUGUCAUUGUUGAAGGUAGUGGAAAUCUGAAGAUCGGUGAUAACACUAAAAGCUCGAGAUUUAUAUAUUCACGUAAACAAUUGACACGUGAUAAUGAUGGGGAAAUCGGUGUUUUUAUAACACUCAACGCUAAUUUUGGACCUUCAGCUGUUAUCGGUGAAUUCAAACUAUCCGAUAAAGAGGUUUAUGUAUUCGAUAGUUUUUGCGAACAGGGCAAGGACUGCGCACACUUCAAAGUUCAAUCGGUCCUGAAUGCCGAUCGUGAGUCACGUAUGAAUCAUCAGAUAACUGUUGAGGUUGAUUUGAAGAAAUUCUAUGUACCUGUUGAAUUUGGAUUGAAGACAACAACGAAAUAUCAUCCGAAAGAACUAACACUCGAUCACACUGCCAAUUUAUAUCUGCACACAUCGAAAGAUAAAACUCAGUACUCGUCGCACAUUUAUGUUACAUCCGAUGAAUCUGGUGUUGUUUUAACAGUCCCAAAUCGUGAGUUUGCACUCAUCACUUCAGUUAAUGUGCCGAAAGGGAAGACCCCAGUGGGGCCUUAUAAAAUCGAUGUAUCGGCUUACCUGGACAGGAAGAAUCAUCCAAACGAUAAAACGAGCUUCAUCGCCAGUGGAGACAUAAGUGCUGAUAAAAAUUCCGCUGGAAUAUCUGGUGAGGCCCGUUUUAUUUAUCCAGCGCAAACGAAGGAUAUGAUUAUAAAGGGAAAAAUUUAUAGCAGCAAGGAGAACUAUCUCGAUGCCAAUGUUGAUUUCGAUGUAUUCGCGAAAAAAACACAAAAAAUAAAUGUUGUUGCUCGUUUAGUGAAAAAUCCAAUGGAGAAGGGAUACAGUUUAACUGGUUUGCUUGAUGUUAAUAGUCGUGGUCAGCAAUUGAAAGUGGAAUUGAAAAAUAAUUUAGUGCUGUCGUCAAAUGAAAUUGAUGUUGAGUCGUCGCUGUCGUACAAUGAUAAAAAUCAAAAGCCGAAGACAAUCGGAGUAUUUUUGACUGGCAAUGGGAAGAAGAUAAAUUUCAAAGUACAAGGACCGAAUAAUUACCUGAUUCGAUCGGAUUCGACUAUCGAAUUGGCGAAGAACGUUCAGAAAAUUGAAUCGAAACACCAGAUACUCGAUAAUCCUGUGGUUGUCGUCAGCAUUGAGGCACGUGAUUUCAACAGUGUGAAGUAUCAAAGUUAUCAACAGGACAAGCCGGAUACGAAAUUAAUUGUGAAUGGAAGAGUUGUCAGUGGACAAGUUGCUGAGAUUAUCGCUGAUUCAUUAAUUAAUGGAGAGAAGAAAAAUCUUCUCAGUAUUGGUGUUUAUCUGGAUGAAAAUCGCUUCCUCAAGCCCAAUUUCGUGUACAAUAAAGAUAAUGUCGCGUACAUGGUUGACUUGUACAGAGAGAAAUUAAUAAAAUACGCGGGAAUGUUGAAAGAUGCCGCUAAAGAGAUCAAUGACGAAGCUAUUACCGAAUUCACGGAUUUGUUCGAACACUUGAAGAAAUCACAGCCGAAUUGGAAGCCAGUGAUUGAUUAUUAUCAACGAGAAUUAACGAAAUUGAAGGAAGAAAUAAGCAAUGAUAAGACUCUUCAUGAAAUUCUUGAUGCUUACACGAAGAUCUUUGGAGGUGUUACAACAGCUGUUGUACAGACAAUUAAGGAGUUAAUGCAGCAUCUUGAAGUAUUGCAUAAACAGCUGCAUGAAAUAAUGGAUAAGAUGAUUGAGCUCAUUAAAUCAACAACACCGAGAAUUAAAGAGUCACUCGACAAGAUUUGUAAAGCACUCCUGGAAAUAACUGAUUCAGCAACGAAAUUGGGGGCUACAUACAUCAAAGCUGUUCUCACAAUCAUCAACGAGCAUCAGAAAGAAUUGAAAGAACUGUUAACACUGAUCAGCGAAUUACUCCAUGAUGUAGCUAAAAUUCUUUCGAAGGGUAUCAAUCAAAUAGAGAGUGAGAUAAAGAAUUUCCUGGCGACGGUAUCACAGCAGAUCAAAUCACUUCCGAUUAAAGAGCUCCUCCCAUUGAAGAACAUCAAAUGGGCAGAUAUCGCGAAUUAUCAAAUCCCGGAGAGUGUUUUAAUGCCGAUUGAAGAGGCAUUUGUCCAGCUGACAAAACUUCUCCCAACAGAAGAGCUCCGUCAAUUUGCAACUGUAACAUAUAAUUAUCUGUUAAAACUCGUGAAACAUCAAGCGGUAGAUGAACACGCCGAGCUGAAAAAUAUUUACACUCACGGAAUAGAUGCUCUGCGCUCGAUAAUUGGUCUCCUGCAGCAGCAGGACAUUAGCCAGAAUCUUUAUGAAUUGUUCGGUGGAAACUUGUUAAAUCAGUUCCAUUACCUCAAGAAACUCCCAGGUAUACCGACCCUCAAGCUGUCCAUUGUGAAUCUCAUUAAAAAUGGUGAACUUCCAAACAUCAAGGAUAUUUACUACACCUAUCGUCCAACAGCAUACGUCAGUGACAUCAUGCCACCAUUCAGUAAAAUGGGAAUAGUCGUCGACGGUGGACACUUCUUCACAUUCGAUGGACGGCAUUUAACGAUGGCUGGGGCAUGUGAUUACGUACUAGCACAUGACACACGUGAUGGCAAUUUCACGAUAAUUGGUAGCUUCAACAGCGGAAGAUUGAUCAGUCUGACCAUCGUGGCACCUAGCGAGAGUAUAACACUCAAAUCCAAUGGAAAUAUCCUAGUGGACGAUAAACCAGCGGAAUAUCCAGCAAGUACCAAGAAUCUUCACGCGUUCCUGACACCUCCGAUAGUCAAUGUGAAAUCAGAUUACGGUGUGCACGUGGCGUGCAGUCAGAAAGCUCCAAUGAUCUGCAGUAUUUAUGUAUCUGGAUUCUAUCAUGGCAGAUUGCGUGGUAUCCUGGGUGAUGCUGAUAACGAACCCUAUGAUGACUUUACACUACCAACUGGUAGCAUCACCGAGAAAGAAAGUGCGUUUGGCAAUGCUUACCGAGUUAAUCCAUCCUGUCCAUCAGCUCCAGCUGUCGAAUCACCACCCAAGCGCAAUCCAACAUGUACGUCUUACUUCACUGGAAGUGGAUCUUCAAUGAGCUCAUGCUUCAAUUACGUCAGUCCUGUGGCAUUCCGUCAAGCCUGUGACAACGCUAUGGUCUCGGGAUCUCCUCAAGACGCUUGUCUCAUUUCAGCUGCUUACUACGCUGCUUGCCGCAAAGAACGUGUUGAUAUUUCAAUUCCAUCUGCGUGUGGAGCAUGCAAGGUGAAUCAAGACAGUAUUGCUGUUGGUGAUGGAUUCAGUGUUAAAAUACCGAGCAAGGAGGCUGAUAUUGUAUUCGUUAUUGAGCAGAGUUCCAAGAAUGAGAAGAUUUAUCAUGAUUUGAUUGUACCACUGAUGGCUGAGGUGAAGAGUGAAUUCAAACAUCAUGGUAUUGGUGAUGUUCAUAUUGGAUUGAUUGGUUUUGGUGAUCACAUGAAGUGGCCGCAGCAUUAUACCACUGGGGGGAGUACCAAUGUCAAUGGAGAAGUUAAGAAUAUGAAAUUCGCAGAGGCUACACCGAAGAUUAGCUACUCUGAAGCUAGAGAGGGUAAUGUUAGCACUCGUCUGCAGUAUCUCAAGCAGAGAGUCGAUGUUGAGUUGGGAACUUUCAAACUCACUGAUGCCUAUGAAGAAGCUAUACGUUAUCCAUUCAGGACUGGAUCGGCUAAGGUUGUUGUUGGAAUUCUAGCAUCAUCCUGUGAGAAGAGUCCUCUUCCACUCUCUCUGCAACAAGCUAGAUUGUUCAUGGGACAGAAAGUAUACCGUGAGCUCGGAUUGACGUAUCAUCAUAUUGGAUUUUUGAAUGAUAUACUGGUGUCUGGUAAAAUGCAGAAGAAUGUUGUCGGAUAUGAUUCUGUUGCUGGCUACACAUUUGCUGAUAGUAAGAACAAACCCCUCGAGGGCAGUAUAGAUAAAAAUAAUUUGGUUCUGACGAGCAAUGAUGUCUGCGCUGGAUUCGCUGUUUCUUCUGGCGGCGCAGCUUUUAGCUCGAACCACUUCCUCGAGGCCAAGCAGAAUCAGAGGAAAUUAUAUUUGCAAGUGGCAGCUAGAAGGAUUGUCGAUGGCGCUGCGAAUAUUGAGUUGAAGGAAGAUUGUGUUUGCAAACAACAAUCGGGACUUAAUGGAUAUGCGAGCUGUAAGAUCGUUGGGCGUAAGGAGAAAAAAUCUCUUGGUAAACAAGCUAAGGGUUGAACAUUCCGAGGUGCAUAACACUGGAUUUCUCAUUUUUGUGAGGGAGAUGAUUUAAAAAAUCAACAAUAUAUAUUAUUAAUUUUAUCCUUUUUUAUUUUUAUUUAGUAUUACGAUACAAAUUGUAUAUUAAAAAGCAGAUACCAUGUCCUGA